GUUUAAUGUAUAUGGGGGGACCUGCGAUGAAACUGGCAUCGUUUUCUAAAACAGCGCCACAAAGUUAUCGUUACUUACAUUUUCCAAGAAAAUCGGUCAAUUGUCACAGAAGAACAUGGUUGCUAAUAUCUGACUUAAAGUUGCUUGGGAAACAUUUACAUGAAACUUCAUGUCCAUCGCUCAAAACCAAUCUCUAGACGCAAUGCUUGGCUCAUCUUUCUGAGGACAAGACAAGUGACAUGCACUAACAUGAAUCCAGACCAAGAGGAAGAAGAUCAUCCAGUUUUCAGAAAUGAUCCACUUGAGUUAAAGCAGACACUGUAUACAUGUGUGGCUCUGUCAUGUUCAGACGGCUCCACCCACAAUGGCCGAGUGAUUGCAGUUGACCCUGUGUCAGAGAGUCGCAUUUUAGUGAGCGACGUGCACUCCGCGGCUCCAGUGGUAGAGGUGGUGUUCGGCUACAGCGUGAGCUCCUCUCGCACCACCGACACCGAGUGCGGCGACCCCACGCGCCAGGCCGUUGACUCACUGCUCCGGCGCCAGAGGACGGAGCCCGCCCUCUCGCCGGCCGAGCUGCUGGCCCGACGCGACCACGUGGUCUCCUGGCUGCGGCGCCACCGGCUGCCGGUGGAGGUGGGCGAGGGUCACGUGACCGUGGCCGGGGUCGCCACCGUGCGCGCGCCCUACACUGCCGAACAGUGCGUGUGCGCCAACGAGCUGGUGCUGCAGCGGCUGGACGCGCUGCUGAAGAGCAUGCCGCCGCUGGAGGGCACGGCGGCCGGCGGGGAUGGCUGAGACCAGGAUGUGCCGGUCGUUGGGGACGUCAGGCUCUUGUGAUAGUGGGCAGAUGCUGCGCUCUGAUGGUUCCGCUGUGGUUAUUGUCAGUGUGUGCGGCGAUGUUGUGCCAUUUGAAGGAAGUGCGCGGUGAUGACUCCCGGAUCGCAGAACAUUGACCGUUAGCGGAGCCUAAGAAUAUGACACCGUGGCAUGCGGCUUUGUUCGUCCGCUAUUAUUUUAAUCGUCUUGUACGGAGUGCCGGGUGCAGCUGCUGCAUAUUGUAAGUAUUUAUUUUGAAAACCGAAGGAUCAUUGCUUGAAGCAGACACAUGGAACAUAACUGAAGCAGCACCACCUCACGGAUUUUGUCACUUGUGCUACAUAAAUACUUUUCGAA
Messenger RNA from Pollicipes pollicipes, 1173 nucleotides. RefSeq lists its product as uncharacterized. Gene Ontology annotation, biological process: spliceosomal complex assembly; spliceosomal snRNP assembly. The transcript has 4 exons. Gene Ontology annotation, cellular component: nucleus; SMN complex. The record is from RefSeq and is a predicted model, not a curated record. The coding region runs from base 160 to 795 and encodes 211 amino acids. NCBI's taxonomy places the organism in Eukaryota, Metazoa, Arthropoda, Thecostraca, Pollicipedomorpha, Pollicipedidae.